Labrus bergylta (ballan wrasse) is the source of this 754-nucleotide messenger RNA. NCBI's taxonomy places the organism in Eukaryota, Metazoa, Chordata, Actinopteri, Labriformes, Labridae. The record is from RefSeq and is a predicted model, not a curated record.
GUAUAAGCACUUUGAGCGCUGGGCCACAGCUAAUGACUUCCCGCUGGAAAACCUGGUGAAUGAUGGCAGCACUACGUUGGAGGACCGCCUUGGUGCUGUGGCCGACCUGCAGCUGGCCAUACGCAGCCGCAAGCUUCAGGACGACAUCAUGGUGAUUGCAGGAGACAUGCUGUGUGCAGACCAGAACUUUGACAUCGCUCAAGUUAUCCGUUUCUUCAGGUCACAGACUGGAGAGCUGAUGAUCUACUACGAGCUGGAGGAAAGUGAGAAACGCAGCUCCAGAGGCAUUGUGGAAGUCUGCCCUGAAACACAUAGCGUGGUGUUCUACUGCUUCAGGAGAGACACACUGUCCUACCUGUCUGACUUCCUGAACCUGCAGCCUCGAGCCACAGACAGGACCUUCGGACAACUCUGGGAGUGGCUCAUUAAUGAGAAACAACUGGACGUGUUUGGGAUGAAGCUCCCCACCGGCUUCCAGCUCAUUGGACAAGUGGGUUUGUCAGACUACACAAAGUGGCUCACACACUACUCCACCAAGCAGCAAGACAAUCCUGCUAAACCAAUCACAUGCCGAUCAUUCGCCCGGGUUGGACUUAUGGGGAAUCCCUCAGAUGGCUUCAAUGGAAAAACCAUCGCCAUGUCAAUCUCUAACUUCUGGGCUGAGGUCACUCUAGUGGAGAGCCAGACUUUGGUAACACACUUUUUUAAGAUGAAGCUCCUUCAUCAGGGAAUACACUGUGAAAAAGUCACCUGA